GAGAGGUAACUACACUCCAAAGCUUGGCGUUCUUUUUUGUGUGACUCUUUGGCUUCUCCUGGACGCAGACGGAGCAGGUGUGUCUAAGCGUCAUGAUUGUGUUAGUAGACUUGUUGCUGAUGCUAAUCGACCUAACCGGCUCUAUCCUGAGCGCCAUCCUGCAGACUUUCCUUCGGCCGAGGCUUAAAUGCAUCGAUGGGGAGCUGUGUCUGAUCACGGGAGCCGGGGGCGCGCUGGGCCGGCUGUUCGCCCUGGAGUUUGCCAAAGAGGGGGCGCACCUGGUGCUGUGGGACUGCAACGCGGCUGCCAACGAGCAGACUGCCAGGCUGGUGCGAGAACUGGGCGUCCGGGUGCACACCUACACGGUGGACCUGUCCAAGCGUCGGAACAUUUACGAGACAGCGAACCGGGUGAGAGCGGAGGUCGGGCAUGUCUCCAUAAUGGUCAACAACGCAGGCGUAGUGGCUGGACGGAGGCUGCUGGACUGUCCGGAUGAGCUUCUGGAGAGGACUCUGCUGGUGAACUGCCACGCGCUUUUCUGGAUGACGAAAGCGUUCCUGCCACGGAUGAAAGAACAAAAUCACGGCCACAUCGUGACCGUCGCCAGUGCACUUGGACUGUUCAGCACUGCCUGUGUUGAGGAUUACUGUGCUAGUAAAUUUGGAGCUGUUGGAUUCCACGAGUCACUGACACAUGAGUUGAUAGCAGAAGACCUGAAUGGCAUCAAAACCACUUUAGUAUGUCCUUAUAUUGUAGACACAGGGAUGUUCGCAGGCUGUGAAAUCAGGAAAGAGCUUCGCAGCAUAAUUCCACCCCUUGAGCCUCUCUACACUGUGCAGCAGUCUAUGAAAGCCAUCCUAGCAGAACAGCAGAUGAUCUGCAUUCCUCGUCUUAUGUACAUCCCCUUUCUUGCAAGAGCCUUACUACCUUGGGAGGCAAAUGUUGCAACGUAUCGCUUCAUGGGAGGCGACAAGUGCAUGCUACCAUUCAUCAAGAACAUUGAAAUGAAGACCUCCAACGGCCAUACCAAAUUGUGCUAAUGUUUCUGAUGGUGUCUUUAUAAUAUUCUGAAGAUCUGCUUACCUUUGUUUUUUCCAGGACUUCCCAAAGGCAAAAUUGUAUGAAGCAAUUUGUCGUGAAUGCUGAGCUGCUUAAGUAUCCACUGCUGAUGCUAAAGGGCCUCGCAAAUGAAAUAAAAACAAUUCACAACAGUGUGGAUAGAAUAGCGACUGCAGUGAUAACAGAUCCAUACAAGUGCCUCUUUUUAUUCACAUUAACAAACAGUGCAGAAACAACAAAAUGGACAUUAACAAAUGAAGGGAAACAUGCAACAGAAAAAUAUUAAGCUUUAUGUUUGAGCCACAGACUACAGCCUCAUAACCGUAAAAAGGAAGUCAAACAUACAAAAGAAAUGAUUUAAACCCUCCUGUUUGAAAUACAUGUUCAGCGUCCCACACGUUCAAUUUCUUUUAUUUAUUUUUACAUCUGCUGCUGUUGCUGAUGUUUUUGAAAUAAACUGGUAAGUGCUUCACAACCUGACAU
Neolamprologus brichardi is the source of this 1542-nucleotide messenger RNA. Its product is annotated as retinol dehydrogenase 10-B-like. Lineage: Eukaryota; Metazoa; Chordata; Actinopteri; Cichliformes; Cichlidae. Gene Ontology annotation, molecular function: oxidoreductase activity, acting on the CH-OH group of donors, NAD or NADP as acceptor. Gene Ontology annotation, cellular component: lipid droplet. The record is from RefSeq and is a predicted model, not a curated record.